AUGCGGCGGCGCGGUGUAGGCAUCGGUGCCGUGCGCAAGAAGCAGGAGCAGGCGAAGCAUUUUUCGGAAGUUGGAGAGCAGCUAGUAGAGGCAAACUUGUUGCACAUAUCAUCACAGCUGGAUCUAUUUCGAACGAACUUGCAGGCGUUUGCGAUCAAAUACAAGAGCAACAUUAAAAAGGAUCCUGACUUUCGACGCAAAUUUCAGGUUAUGUGCGCCAAGAUUGGUGUAGAUCCGCUGGCUUCCAAGAAAGGAUUUUGGUCGGAACUGCUGGAUGUGGGAGAUUUCUAUUACGAGCUUGCAGUGCAAAUAAUCGAAGUGUGCAUCAUCACGCGCUCCAAAAACGGUGGGCUGAUCGGCAUGAGCGAUCUGCUGCGUUUGCUCGAAAAGAAGCGGGGGGCAGAAAUGCAGACAGUGAUUGACGAUGACGUAAAGCGGGCAGUUAAAAAGCUAAGUGUGCUUGGCGAGGGAUUUCAACUGAUCGACAUGGAACAGAGGACGAUGAUUGUGACAGUUCCAGUUGUACUGAGUCAAGAUCAUUCAACGAUCUUGGCCAUGGCACAGACGACUGGUGGCAUGGUAAAUGUUAGUAUCUUAGCACGUGAGCUGCAAUGGGACAAGAAGCGCAGCAUGCUAGCUCUGAACUUGCUGCUUCGAGAAGGCAUGACGUGGCUAGAUGAGCAGACGAGCGAGCCUUCGUACUUUUUUCCAAGCAUCACUCUGUCUGGAGCAUACUCGUAG
This is a messenger RNA of Plasmopara halstedii, 741 nucleotides long. Its product is annotated as RNA polymerase II transcription factor complex subunit. NCBI's taxonomy places the organism in Eukaryota, Oomycota, Peronosporomycetes, Peronosporales, Peronosporaceae. The record is from RefSeq and is a predicted model, not a curated record. Gene Ontology annotation, biological process: protein transport to vacuole involved in ubiquitin-dependent protein catabolic process via the multivesicular body sorting pathway. Gene Ontology annotation, cellular component: ESCRT II complex. The coding region runs from base 1 to 741 and encodes 246 amino acids. The transcript has 3 exons.